CUUUGACUCGGUAGAGAGGUUGCAAAAGAAGUGGAAAACGUGGAAUUUCCCCUCUCUCUGCCAAAACUCUCUCUCUCUCUCUCUAUCUCUAUGUAAUCUCGCCGCUUCCUCUCUCCUCUCUCUAACCCUAAUCUCUCUCGACAAUCGCCAUUGUUGAGAGCUCGAGCUCCUCCACGGGUCCAAAUCGCGAGGAAGAAUAGGGAGGGAUCGGAUCUCCGUGACUUGGUCGGAGAAAUUUGACGCCCCACUUCGUUUGCAUUCAUGAGUUGCAAGGGAAAAUGGCGGAUCGAGCGGAAUUGCCACCACCGCCUCUCCUAAUGCUAGACCUAGAUCGCAGGAACAAUGGGGGCGAGGAGAUCCACGGAUCUCCUCUCAUGGCGAUGGGGAAGGAUCCCGACACCCCCGACGGCGCCAACGCGAGGAUUGGGAAACCCCCGCGCUCCGUGAUCCGCCACUGCGUCAGCACCGCACGCAUCACCAGCUCCACAGAUUUGGAUUUGGAUAUCGGGAAGCUCAGCUUCACGUCUCCGACAGAAGUGCGGCCCGGAUUCUUGCCGGUGUUUCGCUCCGGGAGCUGCUCGGAGAUCGGGCCGAAGCCCUACAUGGAAGACGAGCACAUUCGUAUUGAUAAUUUGGUAGAGCAUCUCGGAGCCCCCGCGGAUUUUCCUUCUCCGGGGGCCUUCUAUGGGGUAUUUGACGGGCACGGGGGCACAGAUGCUGCGUCAUACGUUCGAAAGAACAUUCUCAAAUUUAUAAUCGAGGAUCCUUAUUUCCCAAAUUGCAUGGAGAAGGCCAUAAAGAGUGCGUUUGUGCGAACUGAUCACGCGUUUGCUGAUUCCCGUUCACUUGAUCGCUCUUCUGGGACCACAGCUCUGACGGCCGUUAUUUUCGGAAGGACAUUGUUCAUCGCCAAUGCAGGUGACUGCCGAGCAGUCUUGGGAAAGCGUGGCCGAGCCAUUGAACUUUCGAAAGAUCAUAAACCCAACUGCAAGAGUGAAAGGCUAAGAAUCGAGAAGCUCGGCGGCAUGGUCUAUGAUGGCUAUCUAAAUGGUCAGCUAUCUGUAGCUCGGGCAAUCGGCGAUUGGCACAUGAAAGGCUCCAAAGGUUCGCUCUGCCCCUUAAGUGCCGAACCUGACUUGCAGGAAACCACACUCACUGAGGAAGACGAAUUCCUUAUAAUGGGUUGUGAUGGCCUCUGGGAUGUGAUGAGUAGUCAAUGUGCUGUGACAAUGGUCAGGAAAGAUCUCAUGCUCCACAACAACCCUGAAAGGUGCUCGAAAGAGCUGGUUCGAGAAGCACUUAAUCGGAACUCUUGUGAUAAUCUCACUGUGGUAGUCAUCUGCUUCUCGCCGGAUCCGCCCCCUCGAAUUGAAAUCCCUAAAACCCGGGUGCGAAGAAGCAUUUCGUUGGAGGGACUGCAUCUCCUCAAGGGAGCUCUGGAUAGUAAUGUCUGAUGUAGUAGAACUUCUAAUUUUGGCCGUUUCUAUCGAGUUUGUUUUUUAAUUACAGCUUCUUGAAAAUUGGCUGUGCUGUUAGCCUCCUCCGCGAAAUAAAUUUAGGUCAAUUUGAGAUUGAAAUUUUGUUGAGGUCUAGGUUAUUCUUUUGUAUUUGAGAUCAAUUAUUUGUAACGAAGUGGAUGAUUUAAUUGUUUUCUUAUUUAACUCAUGAAGAGCUUUAAUUGUACUCCAGUGUAUCAGAUGAUUUGGAGCUUUAAUUGUAAGUACAGAUCUUCCAAUUUCAUGCUA
Ananas comosus (pineapple) is the source of this 1745-nucleotide messenger RNA. RefSeq names its product probable protein phosphatase 2C 47. Bases 279 to 1454 code for a protein of 391 amino acids. The transcript has 4 exons. Gene Ontology annotation, molecular function: cation binding; protein serine/threonine phosphatase activity. The record is from RefSeq and is a predicted model, not a curated record. Gene Ontology annotation, biological process: protein dephosphorylation. NCBI's taxonomy places the organism in Eukaryota, Viridiplantae, Streptophyta, Magnoliopsida, Poales, Bromeliaceae.